GGGAUCAAUUAUCAGAAUACUUUUCCACCGUCUUUACCCGAACGCUUAUUUUGUUAUUUCCAUAUAAGUGUCCCUUUACUACUCCUAGUUUCUCAUUUUAACACAUAUACACAGCUACACAUGAAGGUUUUUUGUGCGUUUUCGCUUCUCUUCUGCUUGCUCCCCGUCCUAGCGGAUGACGAGUUUAGCUUGACAGGCACCUGGUCGUCCAAAUCCAACACGGUUUUCACGGGCCCAGGGUUCUAUGACCCCGUGGAUGAGUUACUCAUCGAGCCAGCUUUACCAGGCCUCUCAUACUCCUUCACAGACGACGGCUUCUUUGAGCAGGCGGCAUAUCAGAUUACGUCGAACGCAAAGAACCACUCGUGCCCGUCUGCCGUCUUGAUCUUCCAGCAUGGGAAAUUCGAGACGUUGAGCAACGGGUCGCUCAUCCUCACACCUUUUGCCGUCGAUUCUCGGCAGUUGUUAAGCAUGCCGUGCUCCGACAAUGGUGUGUCUGUAUACUCUAGAUAUGAGCAGGUAUUGGUCUUCAAGAGCUAUGAAGUGUCUAUUGAUGCGUACCACGGCAGAUACAAGUUGCAGUUAUACCAGUUUGACGGCUCGAAGAUGCAGCCGUUGUACUUAGCUUACAGACCUCCAAUGAUGUUGCCUACCAUCACGAUGAACCCGACCGACGGAGCCCACGCCUCAGCCACCGGUGUUGUCGCCAAGUUUAGAAACGUCAGGCGCAGCUUGGAGAACCGCGCACGCACCAACGCUGUCAAGAAACAGGAGUCACACUCCGGUUUGGUUAUGGCUUCCUUGGGGAUGAUUGGCUGUGGUGUCAUUCUCUUAACCAUCGGGAGUGUCUUUUAAGUGCUAUAUCAAUAUUAUAUCGGUACUUCAAAGGUGGUAACGCCGUAGCGGUCCGUCAUGUAAAGUAAAAAAGAGCAAGAAGAAAAAGCAGCAAUUAAAUUAACUUAAUAUAAAGAUUUGGACUA
Messenger RNA from Babjeviella inositovora NRRL Y-12698, 980 nucleotides. RefSeq names its product Rot1p (gene ROT1). Bases 121 to 855 code for a protein of 244 amino acids. Gene Ontology annotation, biological process: budding cell apical bud growth; 'de novo' protein folding. Gene Ontology annotation, cellular component: endoplasmic reticulum membrane; endoplasmic reticulum. Lineage: Eukaryota; Fungi; Ascomycota; Pichiomycetes; Serinales. The transcript has a single exon. The record is from RefSeq and is a predicted model, not a curated record.